Carassius gibelio (silver crucian carp) is the source of this 2755-nucleotide messenger RNA. RefSeq names its product acylaminoacyl-peptide hydrolase (gene apeh1). Lineage: Eukaryota; Metazoa; Chordata; Actinopteri; Cypriniformes; Cyprinidae. Bases 75 to 2318 code for a protein of 747 amino acids. The record is from RefSeq and is a predicted model, not a curated record. The transcript is spliced from 23 exons. Gene Ontology annotation, molecular function: serine-type endopeptidase activity. Gene Ontology annotation, biological process: proteolysis.
AACUCGCACGUCAUCACAUCUGACCAAUGAUAGAGCACGGCAGUGGAGUUGUGCUCCGCCCCCUCAGUGCAUGAAUGUUCAGUUUCAGGAUUCCUUUCCACCGACUUAUUUCACGCUGUGCUGUCAUGGCCUCAAAGGUUCUCCGGGAGGCGGCGGAGAUCGCUCAGUUGUACCGGGAUCAGUGUCGGUUCCCGGCGUUGUGUCGCGCUGAUGUGGGACCGGUGAUCACAUCACGCUUCGGCGGACAAUACUGCAAUGUUUAUACAGAGUGGACUCAGCGGGAUUUGGAGAGGAAUGAAAAUGUGAAGUUUUGUCGUCAGUACAUUGUGUUUCAUGAUGACACAUCAGUGGUCUACUCCGGACCCUCAGGAAACUGCACCGAAAUCAAGGGAGAGCUGCUCAGUGUGGACUCUCCGUCCGGAGACAUGAAGGCUGUGCUGAGAGAGAGCACCAUUAAAGGAGAAGACAAGCAGCUCCUGGAGAUCUGGCACAAGAACAGGAAGCUGAAGUGUCUGAAUCUGACGACUCUCAACAAACACGGCAAAGUGUAUGAAGAUGAUCAGUUCGGCUGCUUGAUCUGGUCUCAUUCAGAGACUCACCUCCUGUAUGUAGCUGAGAAGAAACGACCCAAGACAGAGUCAUACUUCCAGCAGGGGCCUGAGACGGGUCUCCUCACUGACGAAGAGGACACCAUCAAGACCGACAAGAAGGAGGAGACCGUCCUGGGUCAGCAGUUUGAGUACUAUGAGGACUGGGGUGAAGCUCUGGUGAAUAAAAGCAGCCCAGUGCUCUGUGUGCUGGACAUCGAAGGCAGUAACAUCACUGUUCUGGAAGGAAUCCCCGCGAACAUCUCGCCAGGACAGGCAUUCUGGUCUCCCAAUGACACAGGGCUUGUGUUUGUGGGGUGGUGGCACGAGCCAUUCAGACUGGGGCUCAAAUACUGCGCCAACAGAAGGUCGUCUCUGUUUUAUGUGGAUCUGGCUAGUGGAAAAUGUGAACAGUUAUCAUCUAGCUCCAGUGCUGUCUGCUCUCCUCGGCUGAGUCCUGACCACUGCCGUGUCGUUUAUAUGGAGUGUGGUGUCUUCGGUCCACACCAGCAGUGCAACCGUCUCUGUAUGUAUGACUGGUACACCAAGCAGACAAGUGUUGUGGUUGAUGUGGUGCAGAGAGCCAGACCGGAUGGUUUCAGUGGGAUCUACAGCUCAAUGCUUUCUCCCCGCUGCUGGUCAGCUGACAGUCAGCGUGUGCUUCUGUCCUGUGCUCAGAGAUGCCGAAAGGAUCUGUUGGUGGUUGAUACUUCUACUGGAGAAGUCACGUCUCUCACCUCCCAGUCAGAGGAGGGGAGCUGGAGCUUGCUCAAUAUUCACAGAGAUCUGAUGGUGGUCAGCUGCUCUUCACCAAACUGCCCUCCAGACCUGCGGGUGGGUUUCCUGCCAGAGAAGGGUUCUGAAAGCAAGGUGUCAUGGGUCACGCUGGAGGAGACUCAACCUCAGGCGGAUAUCAGCUGGCAGACUUUAAACUUCAGCCCUCCACCUGAGGAGGACAACAGCCAGUACCCUGGUUUGGACUUUAAUGCUAUCCUACUGAAACCAAAGGAAACGACAGCAGGAAGCAAACUACCUCUCAUUGUCAUGCCACACGGUGGCCCUCAUUCAGUGCUGGUGUCAGAGUGGUUCUUGUCCACAUCAGUUCUGUGUAAGAUGGGCUUCGGUGUCCUGCUUGUGAACUACAGAGGCUCACUUGGUUUUGGUCAAGAUAGCAUCCUCUCCUUACCAGGAAACAUCGGUACACAGGAUGUAAAAGACGUGCAGUUGGCAGUAGACAGUGUUUUGAAGCACGGUGACUUUGACGAGCAGAAGAUCGCUGUGGUUGGAGGCUCUCAUGGCGGAUUCCUGGCUUGUCAUCUGAUUGGACAAUAUCCUGAGUUUUACAAGGCGUGUGUGGCCCGAAACCCCGUCACAAACCUGGCCUCCAUGAUCGGCAGCACAGACAUCCCAGACUGGUGUUUGGUGGAAGCUGGAUAUGAAUAUAACACAGAUAUUCAUCUUGAACCUGCUAUUCUGGAGCAGAUGUUAAACAAGUCACCCAUAAAACAUGUCAGCAAGGUAAAAACCCCAGUACUUCUGAUGUUGGGGGAAGAUGACAAGCGUGUUCCCAGCAAGCAGGGUAUUGAAUACUACAGAGCCCUGAAGGCAUUGCAGGUACCAGUGAGAUUGUUGUGGUACCCAGGCAAUAAUCACUCUUUGUCCAAAGUUGACGCAGAAUCGGAUGGGUUCAUGAACUCUGCUCUCUGGAUCAUCCAACAUCUUUCUCUGUGAUAUCACUUCCUCUUCAUAAAUCAUAACCAACUUUUAUCACACUGUAUUAAAGAGAUUUUAGCAUUUCUUUCAUAAAUAUCAGCUUUGUUGUUGUCAUAUCGAGGCAUCAGCUUGGUGCUUUUCCUUCAGACCACAAAGGGAAAACUCAUCAAAAUCUGUUUCUGUGUGAUGCGACUUGAAGUAGUUCACAGACAAAUUAAUGUGAUAUUUAGUGAAAUGGAAUUUACACUAAAUGGCAUCUGAAAAGAUUCAGUAAUGGUUUUAGUUUUCAGAUAUUGACAAAUGAUAUUUGUGCCAAACUGGUUACCGGUUCAGUGUAGCUAGUUACUUUGAUUUUCCGAUGGUCUUCUGCUUUUUGUAAUAUGGCUAUUUUCUGGGAUAUGCACUAAAUUACUUACUGUAUUCUUUUCAAUAAAAAUACUUUCUGUAUAUCUGAA